This is a messenger RNA of Prinia subflava (tawny-flanked prinia), 5151 nucleotides long. RefSeq names its product engrailed homeobox 2 (gene EN2). The coding region runs from base 4291 to 5151 and encodes 286 amino acids. Gene Ontology annotation, cellular component: nucleus. The record is from RefSeq and is a predicted model, not a curated record. Gene Ontology annotation, molecular function: DNA-binding transcription factor activity, RNA polymerase II-specific; RNA polymerase II cis-regulatory region sequence-specific DNA binding. NCBI's taxonomy places the organism in Eukaryota, Metazoa, Chordata, Aves, Passeriformes, Cisticolidae. The transcript is spliced from 2 exons. Gene Ontology annotation, biological process: multicellular organism development; neuron differentiation; regulation of transcription by RNA polymerase II.
GGCGCUGCUCCUCGUGGGCAGGGGCAGGGCAAGAAGAGGGCCCGGGGGAGGGCAGGGGAAAGACGGGGCAGCGAGAGGACAGGGACAGGGACAGGGCCAGGGGCAGGGCCGGGCCAGGGGCAGGGCGAGGCGGGGGCCGGCACUCCCACCCCACCCGCGCACCCUCCCUCCCGUGGGAAGGGGAGGCGGUGGGGGGUGGCUGCUCCCCGUCACUCCUUGCUGCGAACGGCAGCCGUGACCGAGCGCCACUUUCCCGAGUCGGGGCUCUGACAUUCAGCCCCAUCCGCUCCCUCUCGAGCAUCCUCCGCGCCCCACUCCGCUGCCCUCGGCCGCUCCGCGGGGAGCCCCAGCUCGGGCCGGGCGCGGCAGCAGCGGGCUCUGCCCUCGCCACCAACAGCUCAUAAAAUUUUCAUGAUCUCGCAAGAAAGUGGGAGCCAGGGUUUCCAACCCGUCUGUUUGCCCCCGUUGAUGGGAAAGAAUUCCCGCGUGAAGCGGAUGGAUGGGCGCUGCCGGUCCCACGACAGGCUGCGGGCUGGGAUCCCGGCGGCCGCAAAGCGCCCUCCAUCCUGCCUGGCAUGGGGGGAAUGGGGAAAAUCCGGAGCUUUCGUGGGUUUCAUUUUCGUGGUUGGCGGCGCUGGGGAAGUGCGGCCGUGCGGGCUGAGCUCUCCCGGCCCGCCGUCUCCAGGACAGCCUGGACAGGGCUAGGCGGGGGUCGCUGCUGGUUUUCCCCUCCCAAAAUUGGUGCGAGAGCCCAGGGAAGGCCGGGCAGCGCCGGGCACACCACCUGCGGCACGGCCAGCCUGGCAAAGGAGCAGCGACCUCUCCCCUCUGCUCUGUCCACCGCCAGCAUCUCCAACGCGCUGGCAAAGCUGCCUCAAAGGUUUCGCUUGGAAAAAAAAAAUUAAAAUAAAGUGGUGUCGGGUGUGAGCGGGCGGCACACGGGGGUGCCAGGGCGGCGGCGAUGUGCCCAGGCUGUGCCCACGGGGAAGCGUCGCUGCCAGACCUCCCCCGGCGGCACGGGCAGGGGCUGCCUGGAAACGGGGGAAUCGCUGUAAACCCGGCGAAAUUCGGUGCAUGCCUGUGUUUUGCAGGCAGUCAUUCCACGCUGGGAGAACGGGAGGUGCAGCAGCACCGCCCUGCUCUUCCACUACUGCUCUGGGCAUUUUGGCUUCCCAGCACCUCGAGGUUUGUUGUUUUGGUUUGUUUAGGUUUUUAUUUUUUUUUUUUUCUCCCCGGAGUGUGGAGAAAAGCUGGGAAGGAGGCUUUGCUCGGCACAAACAGCCCAGGAGGCUGCCCGCAGCCCGGCCCCGGCCUCGGAGCCUGCCCGCUGCCCGCCGGCGGGCGGGGGUCGGCCGCAACCUCCCUCCCUCCUUCCCCGAACCGAGCUCCCGGCUUGUCAUCCCGUUUCCAAAGUUCUCAGUGCCAAAAGCGCCGAGCAAAUGGCAGCGUGUGGGGGGUCCCGCUGCACCCGCACCCUCACCUAUCUGAGGGAGGGAAAAUAUAAAUUUUUUGAAGGUGGCAGCAUUGAAUGAGCCUCGUUGAAACUACGCGGAGAGCAUAAGGAAAAGAAAUAUGGCCGGUGUGCAGAGAGGUGACAUUUGCAGGCGCUGGGUCUGCGAGGGGAGGCUGAAACAAAGCAAAACGAAGCCAAACUCCCAUUUUCAAGCCACCUCUCUCGGUGACCCGCAGCGGUUCCCGAGGAAAAGCCCCCGCUCGCAGCGAUGCCGCUUGCGAGAACUGCAGCCGGGCGAGCGAUAGUGCUGCUGGGGAAUGUUUCCACAGAGAUUGAGCUUCCAGAUAAAAAUAACCUCAGAAAAAAAAAAUUAAAAAAUAAAUAGACCGUUCAGAUUUCUUCGGUUCACCCCUUCACCCCCAGCCGCCCCCCGCUGCCUCUGCAUACCUGAGGUGCUGGAUUAUUGUCAGAGGACAGGCAGAUGCAGUAAUUGUUUUGUACAGCUUUGUUUAUCUCCUACUUCGGAGUUUACCUCAGGAAUUCUCCCGCCUGUCCUGUGUAGGGUAGAAAUAUCCCCGCAAAGGAGCGGGAUAACGAAUGGGAAGGUUAACGCUGUAGUGGCAGCGAGAGCGCAGGUAACGAGGGGUUCAAGGAGGUUUAAAGUUUUUAUCGGUAACUUGGGUCCGCCCGGGAGCGAAAUGUUUGAAGUGCAGCACCUUGAACACGUUUAAUUAUGGGGUAGUAGUAAAGCGAGAGCUUCCAAGUAAUUAGAAAAUAUUUCUUGGGAGACAGGCUAAUCGCUUUUCAUGGGGCUCUUGAAGAAAUUAACCUCUGGGUGCUUGUUUGAACAAAACAACUUUGGAUCAGCCACCGCUGGUCUUCGCUGGUGGACUCGACCCGCUGCGAAAUACAAACAAAACAGGGAGAUGAAUUUAAAAUUAAAUAUAAAUGAAAGAAUAAAGGGAAAGAAAAAGGGGAAGAAAAAAGGAUAAGAAAAAGGAAAGAAAAAAAUGAAAGAAAGAGGAAAGAAAAAGGAAAAGAAGAGGAGAGGAAAGGCUCACUGUCCCUUUCCUUCAAGGUGGCGAGUGAUGCGUGUCACCGCAGGGAAGCCACCUCCAACUAAAAACAUCACUUAGGGGGAGAGCCGGUGGUCGGGAUGCGGCGGACCCUGGGGCCGAGCCAACCCCUCCCGCCCCUGCUCGGCCCUGGCAGGGUCGCGCAGCUCCGCGGUGCGCGCCCCGUCGGGGCGGUGGCACCGAGCGGGCCCCGGCCAGGGCUCCAGGCUCGGCUGCGGGGGGAGGACCCGCUCCCGCCUUCUGGCUCCUCUCUCGCCCUCCCCGCGGAGGAUCCGAGCCCCGCAACCUGUCCAGCCCCCCCAGCCCUUCGUCCAUCCACACGCACCUUGCUCCCUAAUUUUGUUUCGGGGUAUUUCUCCCUAAGGACAAGCAAAGCAGGUGCGGCACCUUUCCCGCCCUAAAGAGGCAAGGGUUUUUGGGGGGCCAGGAGGGUGACGGGCCGGCGUUUAGGGGAUCAGCACGGCGGGGCGAUGCCGUUUGGGGAGCGGUCAGGGCGCAUCAAAAGCUCCUGUCCGGCUGCGGGAAGGACGAGUCAAUUACGGCCGAACCGCGCUGCGGGGAGGGGACGCAACCCCCGGGCAGCCCGCGGGCACCGGGCCGGGCCUGUUCCGUCCCCCCCGGACCCCUUUGUAUCGCCGCCGCUCGCUGAAUAUUAUUUAUGCGUUUCUGCAAGGAAUUGUGGGAUGCCGGCCCCUCUCCCCCGGUAAACACCGGGGCGAUUCUCCCCGGAUAACCCCUCCCGGGUGAGGGGUGCGGGGCACGGGCGGGCGGGGUGCGGGGCACCGCCGGCUCCCCCCGCGCGUCCCGCGGCGGCCGCGCCGCGCCGGGCCGGGGGAGGGGCGCGGGCGCUGUCACUUACCGGGGCGCCCCGCACCACGUGUGCGCUCGGCGCCGCUGCCAUUGGCCCGAGGCACGUGUCGGAGCGCCCGGGCCGGCGACGUCAGCGGCGGGGGCCCCGUUAAAACCUAAAGGACAACAACCCGAGUGGAAGUGCCCGGGCGCGGCGGCGGCGGCCGCCGGGGCGUAGCGCGGCGCAGGGCGGGCGGCAGGGCAGGGCGGGACGCCCCCCCACCCGCGGCGGCCCCCGCAUGUGCGGGCGCGGGGCGGCGCGGGGCGAGGCGCUGCCGGCCGGAGCCCCGCGGGGCGCCCCUCACCGCCCUGCCCUCCGCGGGACACCGGCUGCCCAGAGCCCGCCUACACCCCGCCCCGGCACCGGCGCUUCGUUUUUUCUCGUGCACCCCCCCUCCGCUCCGCGGUUAUUAUUAUUUUUAUUAUCGCUAAUUUCUCCUCCGCGGAUGCGGCGCGGCGGCGGCGGCGGCGGCCGGGGGAGCAGGCGGCAGCGCGCCGCGGGACCGAGCGGCUGAGCGGCGGCGGGAGGCGGCGAGCGGCGGCGGGAGGACCGGAGCCCCUGUGUUUUCAUUUUUUGGCAAAGUUGGAAGUGGUGCAGGCUCGGCUGCUGGCUUGCGGGUCUCCUCGCAUUUGUCUCCUAUUUUUUUUUUUUUUUAAUACUCUUAAAUUUUUUUUUCCUUUUUUUUUUUUUUUUUCUAACUCUGGAUUUUGAAUGCCGGGCGAAGCCAGGAGAAACGAAAGCAAAUAGACACCUGUGUGUGCGUGUAUAUAUAUAUAUAUAUAUAAAUAUAUAUAUAAAAAAAUUAAAAUAAAGAACAACCGACUGCAGCAGCAACAACAGACAGCGCUCGGCAGCAGCGCCCGGUCGGCGGCAGGCGGGCAGCGGAGCCGUCGGCGGGGCGGCCGCGCAGCAUGGAGGAGGGCGGCCGGAGCCCCCGGGAGGAGGCGGCCGAGCCGCAGGAGUCCGGCGGCGACGCGGAGCCCGGCGGCGGCGGCGGGCGGCGGGGGCUGCUGCUCCCCCCCGGCGACCCCCCGCACCCCCACCCGCACCCGCACCGCAUCACCAACUUCUUCAUCGACAACAUCCUGCGGCCCGAGUUCGGGCGGAGGAAGGAGGCGGGCGGCCCCGACGGAGAGCCCCGGCGGCCCGGCGCGGAGAGCCGCCGCAGCCCCGCCGCGGCGCCGGCCCCCGGCGCUCCGCUGCCCGGCGGCGGGGCGGGCUCGCCGGGCCGAGGGGAGGGCGGCCCCGCCGGGCUGGCCCUGCACGGUGCCGCCAAGAAGGGGGGGGACCCCGCGGCGCUGGAGGCGGCCCUGAAGGCGCGGGGGCUGAGCGGCGGCGACCUGUCGGUGAGCUCGGACUCGGAUAGCUCGCAGGCCAGCUCCAACGCCGGGAACCAGCCCAUGCUGUGGCCCGCCUGGGUGUACUGCACGCGGUACUCGGACCGGCCCUCCUCAGGUCCCCGCUCCCGCAAACCAAAGAAGAAGAACCCCAACAAGGAGGACAAGCGGCCUCGCACCGCCUUCACGGCCGAGCAGCUGCAGAGACUCAAGGCCGAGUUCCAGACGAACCGGUACCUGACGGAGCAGCGGCGCCAGAGCCUGGCCCAGGAGCUCGGGCUCAACGAGUCCCAGAUCAAAAUCUGGUUCCAGAACAAACGAGCCAAGAUCAAGAAGGCGACGGGCAGUAAGAACUCCCUGGCAGUGCACCUCAUGGCCCAGGGGCUCUACAACCACUCCACCACGGCGAAAGACGGCAAGUCGGACAGUGAAUAG